Phymastichus coffea is the source of this 4035-nucleotide messenger RNA. RefSeq names its product dyslexia-associated protein KIAA0319-like protein. The transcript has 14 exons. Lineage: Eukaryota; Metazoa; Arthropoda; Insecta; Hymenoptera; Eulophidae. Gene Ontology annotation, cellular component: plasma membrane; cytoplasmic vesicle. The record is from RefSeq and is a predicted model, not a curated record. The coding region runs from base 360 to 3281 and encodes 973 amino acids.
UCUGCUCUUUCCACAAGCUGCUGCACUGACUGCUACACAGGUGUCAUCGUGUCGUCCUGUCUGUCAGAUGAAAAGCUGAUCGAGCGCGUGCGAUAACAAUGCAGAAAAGUCAAUGCGCAGAGAAGCAAAAGCAUGUCAGGAUACUAAUUAAAAGCAACUAAUUAGCGUGGUAACGCGAGCGAUACGUAGCAGUGUGAUAGGAGUCGCGCGGCGCGACUUGAUAAUGAUUCCGCUUGCAGAAGUCGCCAGGAAAUCCUCCGAUAACGAUAUAAUACAGGUCCACACAUGUCGUUGAAUUUCGACGUCUGAGAGACACAUUGCUGCGUUGGAUCGAACGUGUACACGAUAUAGAACGCAAAAUGUCAAAGUUACACUACAUUGGUCUCUAUUUGCUCUUCCUUGGGGGUUGCAGCAGUGUCUAUCCCGACUGGGAAACCAAAUGGCAAAUUCUGUGUCCAGCGCUAUAUCCGCAUGUUUUUACAAGUUACGCACCAAGAGGCAAUCUGACAGUUGGAAUCUACACCAGGCAACCACAUCUAACCGACAUAAAGCACUGUGUAGCAGCAUGCUGUAACCAACAGCUGUGUCAUGUAGCCAUGAUCUAUAACAUGACUUGCUUUCACAUACAGUGCACAUCGUCAAACAUUUGUUUACCACUGUACAGACCCAAUUUGGCAAAUGUGAAUCCACCAAGAAUGGUCCUUGUUAAACCUGUUGAUGAAGAGGAGUCAUGGAAUGACUUUAUUGAUCAAGACUCUGAUGUACCUGGUGCAAUGUCAGAUGCUACAGAACCUGAAGUUUCAUUUUUUGGAGCAAGCAGCCUGCAAUGCAGCAGUACGGAGGGAUGUAUGGAAAAUGAAGUAUGCGUAAAGGAUCUUAAAAAGUCUGAAACAGGAAUAUGCGAAUGCACUGUUGGCUAUAAAAGAAAUCUUGCUGGUAUUUGUAGCAAUUACCAAAAUCUUCAAGAAUUGGAUGCAGUAUCACCAGAUUCAAUGAAAAUGCGAAUGUCCAAAGAGCGGACAUCUCUAAAACUACCAGUAAAACUAAUUUUCGUCAAGACAAUGUCCAAGGAAGUACGUUUGCCGGAAAACGAAGUGUCGUUAUCGGCGUUUACAGUACCCUCAGAAGAUGAAAAUGAUCAUUACACAUAUGCAUGGACUCUUCUCAGCCAACCAGAAGCACACACUGGCACAAUGACCGAUCAAACGCAGAAAACAGUUAAAUUGAGUAAUUUGUCAGAAGGAUUGUACAAAUUCAAAGUAACAGUUAAUGGGGUCAAUAGCUAUGGUGAAUUGUACAAAUUCAAAGUAACAGUUAAUGGGGUCAAUAGCUAUGGUGAAGCAUACGCAAACGUCACUGUAUUACCUCCUAAAAGAUUGAACCAGGUUCCAAUUCCUAUAAUAUCGCCUGCCUCACAAAUUGUAAAAUUACCAAAUACUGGAGCCGUGUUAGAUGGCUCGGCGAGCAAGGACGACGAUAAAAUUGUCUCUUAUCACUGGGAAUUACAGCAAGGUCCCAUUGGUUAUCAACCUAAUCUUGUUGACACACCAACUCUGCAAUUGGACAAUUUAAUUGCUGGAAAUUAUACUUUCAAAUUGACUGUUGAAGAUUCUGAUCACGUGACGAAUUACACAACAGCAAACAUUACAGUUUUGAAAGUGACAGACUAUCCCCCAAGUGCUAACGCAGGCCAGGAUGUCAUUAUUUACUUGCCGCAGAACACACUCACUCUUAAUGGCAAUUUGAGUACAGACGACAGAGGCAUUUCCAGUUGGGAAUGGACGAAGAGUCCGUCGGACGAGAACAAAGCCGUCGACAUGCAAGACACCAGGACUCCAUAUUUGCAUUUGUCGAAUUUAGAAGAGGGAAUGUACACUUUUGUUCUAAAAGUCACUGAUGAUUCUGAUCAAUCGUCAACGUCCGAAGUUCACGUCUUCGUGAAACCGCCUACAAACAAACCACCUAAAGCUGACGCUGGAGAUGAUAUUAUAAUUGCUCUGCCUGAAACACAAACUGUGCUCAAUGGUUCGAGAAGCAAAGAUGAUAUUAAAAUAGUGUCUUAUCACUGGAAACAAAAUUCUGGGCCUAGUAAAGUAUCGUUUACAGCCUCCAACGAGUCAAUAACGAAUGUUACAAAUUUAACAAAAGGGGAUUAUUCGUUCAGAUUGACUGUUAUUGAUGACAAUGGUAAUAAAGAUUAUGCAGAUGUAAAACUUAAAGUGACUCAAAAUAAAAAUGCACCUCCAAAGGCAAAUGCAGGAGGAGAUCAAACUAUAAUUGCACCUGUGUAUGCUCUAAUCAUCAAUGGCUCUCAGUCAACAGAUGAUUUGAGAAUUAAAAAGUGGUUGUGGAGUAGAGAUCCAAAAAGUUUAGCAAUUGGGAACAUUGUUGAAGGAACUGAUAAAUCACCAAUUUUAAUGGUGACAGAUGUUGUUCCAGGAAGAUAUGUUUUCACAUUAAAAGUUACAGAUGAUCAAGAAUUAAGUAGUGAAGAUACUACUUCAGUCAUAAUCAAGGCUGAUACAUACCUUCUUAAUUUAGUAGAAUUAACAUUAAAUAUUGGUGCUCAUAUGUUAACUGAAUAUCAGAAAAAUCAAUUAGUUCUCAAACUGCAAAUGCUACUUAGAGAAGAAACUUCUAUUGUUGUACGUAACAUAAAAGCCAAUUCUCAUUCCGGCAAAGUUGUUUUAGUGUUUUAUGUGGUGAAAAGGGAUGGAAAAUCUACAAUGCCUGGACCAGAGGUAGUAAAUAAGUUGAAAGAAAAACUUAGACAAGAUUCUGGUAUUUUACAAUUAUCAGUGGUCAAUAUCGAUACAGCUGUUUGUCAAAACAAUUGUUCAGGUCAUGGAACAUGUGAUCAAGAAACCAGACAGUGUAUGUGUGAAGCAUUUUGGAUGCAAAAUCUUGUGCAAGUAUAUUUUAGAAAUGGAGAAUCUAAUUGUGAUUGGAGUAUUUUAUAUGUAAUUAUAGGACUGUUAUCACUUAUCAUAUGUUUAACUGGCUUUAUAUGGGGACUUGUGUGCUUCUGUCAUAGAAUAUGUUAUGGAAAGCGACGACUUACACGUCCAAAGAAGAAGCCGACUCGCUAUUCCCUGUUACAAGCAGAGCCUGGAGAUGAGAGCACUACAUUUUCAGCUCAAAAAGUUGUUUUAUCGGAAUCUGACACAGACUCUGACGAUGUAAUGUUUGAUAAAUUUAAAAGUAGUAAAACCAAUGGACAUUUAAAAAAUGCAAAGUUUCGAAAUGGUUUUUCAAAAUCCAGUUCAAAAAUAAAAACAUGAGACUAUUUUGAGAAUAACUAAGAACAACUUGAGAACUAGAUGAAUGCAUAAUUUGCUAUUUCUUCGCCAAAUAGAUUUAACUAGUCAGUAAACACUGAGUUUCUAAGAGAUGUAACAAAAAAGAGAAGAAUGUCAGGUCUAAAGGACUCAUAAUAUAGUCUAAUCGCCAUUUGUAUAAUAAAUCAUCAAAUAGAACAUAAUCUGCUUAUAAACAAGCAAAAAGAAUUUCUGUAUUUUAAUAUUGUGAUCCAACUUAUGAAAGAUAUUGUAAGUAUUUAAAAAUAUUUGAUUUCUACUGAUGUAAAAUUUUUAUGACGUGCAACAAGUAGCUUAAGCUAUGAAAGUUUAUAAAAAAAAUAUAUCUGCAAUGUGGCAAUGUUUGUAAACUCUAUACUUCAAUCUGAAAAAAUAUGUAAACAUUAUUAAAAAUAACGGUUUUUGAAUGGUGUACAAUACUAUACCUAUUUUACAGUAAUCAUUGAUUUACAAUAAUUCUUUUGCUGGGUAAAAUUCUUAUACCAAAUAAUAAGAAUGAAUAUAUAGAAAUAUUCAUUGUAAAAAUGCAUCAUGAAUUUUUUCAAGUGCACAAACUCAUUGCCAAAGUAAGAACGUCAUACUCCAACAAAACUGUGAUCAUCCCAUCACAUUGUGGUGUUUCAUAAAUAAAUACAAAUGAAGAAAAAAAAAGGAAAUGAUUUAAAAUAUGUAUGUGUUACAUCAAGUAUUCCUUUGUAUUUUUAAUAAAUUCUACAUU